UGCCGCACCCUCACAGUGUGUGUGAGGGGAAAUGAGCAGGAGGUAGUAGCAACCGAUACUCACAAGCAGAGCAUUCACACGCUCUGGACAGAGUGAGGCUCAUACACUAACACACAGCUUAACUGGCAGCUGCUGCCACUGCUCCUGAAAAGUAGAGUGUGUGUGUGUGUGACUACACCCUAAUCGCUCCAGGGAGAGGUACAUUGAAAUUCUUCCAGAGCUAUUACAAGGAGAGAAUCUGUACAGGACGGGAGAGAGCGAGAGAACUCAAUUCACUGAACUCAACAGGAGGUGGUUGUUAUUAGGCUACUGGGACUACUUCUUCUUACAACUAGUCACUUGGAUACAUAGCAGCAGCAUUGAUACUUUCUCUCAGCGAGCGAUGGUCGGCAACCUGGGGAUGCUGGACGAGUCCGAGCCACUAUGAGGACGGCUGCGUGGGAAUCAGUAACAACAGGAGUGUGAGUGACUUGCCAGAUAGAGGCGAUGCUUUCCGGGAGGCCCUCCUGUGAAUCUCCCCGAAACACGCAUGACUUCUGCUCCAGGUGGGAAAACUAGGAUGGAACACACACACACUGCUCUGCAAAGAGCCACAGGAACAACUACCUCAGCAGCUGCUCUUUCACACACAAAGAGACACAUACCACUGUUGCCAUCACCACUCUGACCUGACAGAGGAAGAACACCGGAAGGUUCCAGAAUACAUUUUCCAGGAUGUUUGUGAAUUUCCGGCGGAUCCGCAAGUGCCAGUGCGUGCAGUUGAUGACCACAUGCCUGGUGCUGUCGGUGGUGAUGGUAUGCUGGGAGCAGCUGGACAGUGGCAUGGUGAGCCACAUCAACUCCUACUCUUACCGCUACCUGGUCAACAGCUACACUUUCAUCAACAAGAGCUUCACCAUCCCACGACAGGAGGCCCACAUGUUCAGUAACCACCGCUACCUACUCAACCACCCGUACAAGUGUUCAGGAGAGAAGGACAUUUUACUGCUUCUGCUCAUCAAGUCCUCCCCGGAGAACUUCGAGAGACGGCGAGCCAUACGGUCGACGUGGGGCAACGAGACCUACAUUCGCCAAGACCUGGGGGUGACGGUGAAGGUGAUGUUUGUGCUGGGCCUUCCCAAGCAGCAUGAGACGGCCCAGACGUGGAGGGGGAGGAGCGGAGGCAUCCAGCACAGCCUUGUCGAUGAGGACCGCAGGCAUGGCGACAUGGUCCAGCAGGACUUUGUGGACACGUUCCACAACCUCACCCUCAAGCUUCUGCUACAGUUCCGCUGGGCUCAUUUCUACUGCCCGCAUGCCCGAUUCCUCAUGACCGCUGACAAUGAUAUCUUCGUGCACAUGCCCAACCUGGUGCGCUACCUGCGAGACACGGACAGGAAGGGCGUGACGGACUUCUGGAUCGGUCACGUGCACAGAGGCGCGCCACCGAUCCGCCAGAAGGAAAGCAAGUACUACGUCCCGCAAGAGCUGUACCCUUGGGCGUCAUACCCGGACUACACGGCAGGGGCCGGUUACGUCGUCUCGAGAGACGUGGCGGACAAAAUCUACCAGGCCUCAUUGACGCUCAAUGCCUCGCUGUACAUUGACGAUGUCUUCAUGGGCAUCUGUGCCAAUGCCAUGGGCGUGUCGCCACAGGAACACGUGUACUUCUCAGGCGAAGGCAAGGCGCCCUACCACUUGUGCAUCUACGACAAGAUGAUGACAUCGCACGGCCACGUGGCCGACAUUUAUGAGCUCUGGGAAGCCGCCACAAACCCGGAGGUCAAAAGGGUCACAUCGGGACUUUUUGGGAGGUUGUACUGCACGGCAGUGAAACUCACCCUUCUGUGCAGACCCUACUUCUUCAACACCUACCCCUGCAAGGCAGCCUUAUUGUAGUACUGUAAACUUACUGUGUUUGGUCCAAAACGGAGUGCGGGAUCAUUUUGCUUCCAUCACUCCCAUUAUUUUAAAAGACUGAGGAGGGAAGGGGGGUGGAGAAACUUGUUUUGUGUUAAUGGAGGGAGAAACGCAUGAGUCAUAUCUAUUGCUGUAAAUGUGGGUUUUACAUUAACCAUCUAUCUAUAUGGUUUUACAGCAACUGUCUAUCUAUAUGGUUUUACAGCACUGUCUAUCUAUAUGGUUUUACAGCACUGUCUAUCUAUAUGGUUUUACAGCAACUGUCUAUCUAUAUGGUUUUACAGCAACUGUCUAUCUAUAUGGUUUUACAGCAACUGUCUAUCUAUAUGGUUUUACAGCAACUGUCUAUCUAUAUGGUUUUACAGCAACUGUCUAUCUAUAUGGUUUUACAGCAACUGUCUAUCUAUAUGGUUUUACAGCAACUGUCUAUCUAUAUGGUUUUACAGCAACUGUCUAUCUAUAUGGUUUUACAGCACUGUCUAUCUAUAUGGUUUUACAGCAACUGUCUAUCUAUAUGGUUUUACAGCAACUGUCUAUCUAUAUGGUUUUACAGCAACUGUCUAUCUAUAUGGUUUUACAGCACUGUCUAUCUAUAUGGUUUUACAGCAACUGUCUAUCUAUAUGGUUUUACAGCAACUGUCUAUCUAUAUGGUUUUACAGCAACUGUCUAUCUAUAUGGUUUUACAGCAACUGUCUAUCUAUAUGGUUUUACAGCAACUGUCUAUCUAUAUGGCCGGCAGUGGUCCAGUUCUUGCUAGCUUUAAGAUGUAUUGAAUAGUCCCACCUCUCUGGGAGGGCAGAGACUGAAUGUGAUGAACAACAGAUGCUUCCCAAGGAGAUACUGUCCAGACAUAAUGUUGAAACAUAGGAUUCACAGUGAAUUUCUUCUCCCACUCCCCCAUCUCCAUUAAACUGAUUGAGAGAAUGUU
Oncorhynchus gorbuscha (pink salmon) is the source of this 2828-nucleotide messenger RNA. RefSeq names its product lactosylceramide 1,3-N-acetyl-beta-D-glucosaminyltransferase A-like. Gene Ontology annotation, cellular component: membrane. The record is from RefSeq and is a predicted model, not a curated record. NCBI's taxonomy places the organism in Eukaryota, Metazoa, Chordata, Actinopteri, Salmoniformes, Salmonidae. The transcript has 2 exons. Gene Ontology annotation, biological process: brain development. The coding region runs from base 715 to 1878 and encodes 387 amino acids.